AUUUCCAACUCAUUCAUUCCUCUCCUCACCUCACCUUACUUCAAAAACUUUGGUGUUGCUGAGGUGUCUACAGCCGGUUUUAUUUAUUUUAUUUACUUUUCGAUUUUAUUUUUGAAUAAUUUUUAUCUAUUUUGAAAAAUGGCAGUAGCAUCAAAAGGAAUAUUUAUUCUGGGAGCUAAGCGCACACCCUUUGGUACAUUCGGUGGUGUGUUCCGUAACACAACAGCCACGGAGCUGGCAUCGCUGGCCAUAACUGCCUCGCUGAAGGAAGCUGGAGUACCUCCAGAGAAAGUUGACACCGUUAUUGUGGGGCAGGUCAUCGCUUCAUCAGCCACGGAUGGAAUCUACACACCUCGCCAUGCAGCGCUGAAAGCUGGCAUCCCUCAGGACAAGCCUGUUCUCGGCAUCAACAGGCUGUGCGGCUCAGGAUUCCAGUCUGUUGCCAACAGUGCACAGGACAUCAUUACCGGGGCAGCUAAAAUAUCCGUGGCUGGAGGCACAGAGAACAUGACCCAGGCCCCGUUCGCAGUCCGCGGGGUCCGCUUUGGCACGAUCCUAGGGUCCAACUACGCCUUCGAAGACACUCUGUGGUCGGGACUCACUGAUUCGUACUGUGGUCUGCCAAUGGGCAUGACCGCUGAGAAGUUGGGGGGCCAGUUCAGUAUUACCAGGGAGGAGUGUGAUAACUUCGCGUUGAGGUCACAGCAGAGGUGGAAGGCAGCCAGCGACGCGGGGGUGUUCAAAGCGGAGACGGUGCCGGUGACGCUGACGGUGAAGCGCAAGGAGGUGCAGGUGGCGGCGGACGAGCACCCGCGCCCGCAGACCACCCUGGACUCGCUGAAGAAGCUGCCGCCCGUCUUCAAGAAGGAGGGGCUGGUCACCGCUGGCUCAGCUUCUGGCAUCUGCGACGGCGCCGGCGCAAUAGUUCUGGCCAACGAGGAGGUGUCCAAGGCCUACAAGCCCCUCGCCAGGCUGGUCGGCUGGGCGUACGUGGGCGUCGACCCCAGCAUCAUGGGCAUCGGCCCCGUCUCCGCCAUACAGAACCUGCUCAAGGUCACCAACCUCACGCUCAACGACAUUGACCUCAUUGAGAUCAACGAAGCCUUCUGCGCUCAGACCCUGGCGUGCGCCAAGGCCCUGAAGUUGGAUGUUGAGAAGCUGAACGUGAACGGAGGCGCCACCGCCCUCGGACACCCCCUGGGCGCCUCUGGAUCCAGGAUCACUGCCCACUUGGUCCAUGAGCUCAAACGUCGUGGUCUAAAACGCGGUAUUGGUUCCGCCUGCAUCGGAGGAGGUCAGGGGAUUGCAGUGCUUGUAGAAUCUGUCUAAAUGUAACAUCGGAUAUUGUUGUCUAAGGGUUAUCUGGGGUCAACAUGGUAGGAUAUUACAUGAGAGGUCAAUUAUUGCCAAUUUAACUUUUUAAGUAUAUUAAAGUGUCAUUGUUUCUCUAGCUGUGUAUAGUCACCAGAAUUAGUUUAUCUAUGUAAGUGUUUAUUGUACAGUAUAGUUGAGUUAGUAUCACGUAACACAAGUCUCGAACUCACUUCGAGGCUAACUCAAUCUGUGUAAUUUGUCCUGUAUAUAUUUAUUUAUUGAAAGGUUUUCAUAUUAUGUAUGUUUGUUUUUAAAAUAAUUGUACUAACAAAUUUGAGGCACUGUUCUUAAGACUAAACUAUCAUGAAAAAUUGAAAAUUUGUUUCCCAAUUUGCUGAUUUUAUGAUAUUCUGUCAUAGCUAUCAAAUUUUACAAAGCUUGGAUCUUCAAUAAUGAAAUGAGCCCCAGAUGCCCUUGUAAAAACAGUGUAACUUUUCAUAUCAGUAAAAAGAUAUAUAUACCAAUAUAUUUUUUGGCACAAUAGAAAGAUAAUUCUUGUUAUCAUAAAGAUAGACUGAUCCGUACAUAAACAACAAAAUCGUAGAAUUUAUAUUUUGUAAGUGAAAAUAUAUUUAUAAGUGUAAAUGUUGUAUAAAACAUGUUUAUGUAUGUACCUACAUAUAUUAUUUGGAUGUAUUUUGUGUUUUGUUGAAUAAAUAAAUGUUUUUUUUUU
Molecule: messenger RNA, 2047 nt
Organism: Amyelois transitella
Lineage: Eukaryota; Metazoa; Arthropoda; Insecta; Lepidoptera; Pyralidae
Gene: yip2
Product: 3-ketoacyl-CoA thiolase, mitochondrial
Exons: 8
Coding region: 139-1329 (396 amino acids)
Biological process (GO): fatty acid beta-oxidation
Molecular function (GO): acetyl-CoA C-acetyltransferase activity
Source: RefSeq, a predicted model, not a curated record